AUGAAAUCAAACGCUCGAAGCUCCCGUGUACAGCAUGGGAACGUUUAUGGGGGUGAUGAUGGACAGAGAAAGCAGGAAAUUGAACCCACGCUGAUGUGGAUGAUCAACUUGGCAACAGUGCUUCAAAACCAGGGAAAAUAUGAAGAGGCGGAGAAGAUUGGCCGGGAGGCCUUGUCAGGCUAUGAAGAGGCAAUGGGCCUGGAUGAACAGGACACGUUGACGUGCAUGAGCAACCUGGCGACGGUGAUUCAAGUACAAGGAAAGUACGAUCAGGCAGAGGAGAUGAAUCGGCGCGCCCUGGCAGGCUAUGAGAAGGCUCUGGGGGCAAAUCAUCCUCACACCCUGAGAAGUAUGAGCAAUCUGGCAACGGUGCUUCAAGACCAAGGCAAGCACGUCGAAGCCGAGAGGAUGAGCCGGCAAGCCCUGGCAGGAUUUGAGGAAGAAUUGGGAGCAUGUCAUCCUGACACGCUGACCUGCGCGAGCAAUCUUGCGAUGGUGCUUCACGAUCAACAAAAGCAAGCAGAAGCAGAGGAGGUGCUGCGCAGAGCGUUGGCAGCGAGAGAGAACGUCCCAAGAGAGGACUAUCUCGACGCCCAGUGGAGGGGACGUUGUACGGCACCACAGAUGGUUGCCAAGUGCUUUUUGUGA
Molecule: messenger RNA, 648 nt
Organism: Cladophialophora bantiana CBS 173.52
Lineage: Eukaryota; Fungi; Ascomycota; Eurotiomycetes; Chaetothyriales; Herpotrichiellaceae
Exons: 2
Coding region: 1-648 (215 amino acids)
Molecular function (GO): protein binding
Source: RefSeq, a predicted model, not a curated record